AUGACCGGCGAGGAAAAGAAAUCUACAACGGGGGUUGCGACAAAGGGGACAAUGGCCCAAAAUAAUUCUCCAGCCAUGCCAAAUGGAAAGGCGUCGGCGGCCUCGCCGAAAUUGAGCGAUGAUGACAAUGUUGAGAUGAACGAAAUGAUUGCUUCGGGGCCUACGAGUCCAGAGGAGGAUAUCAUGCAACUGGCACGUGUGGGCAAUACAAUGGCAAUGGAGAAGUUGUUCGAUAGUGGCAAGUUCGAUGGCACAUACUGUGAUGCAGAGGGUAUUACGCCUUUACACUGGGCUGCUAUCAAUAAUCAGUAUGCCAUGUGCCAAUUUCUCUUGAAAGCCGGGGCAGAUGUCAAUAAGAAAGGAGGGGAAUCUGUCGCUACCCCUGCGAUGUGGGCAGCGCAACGAUGCCACUAUUAUGUUGUGAAUCUUUUGCUCGGGCAUGGAGCAGAUCCCCUUAUUACAGACGUUCAGGGUUACAAUAUCCUCCACCUAGCAACUUUCGAAGGGAAUGUAUUCCUACUCGCCCUCCUCCUCCACCAAAAUAUCCCAGUCGAUAUACCAGAUACCCACGGCCAUACCCCGUUGAUGUGGGCUGCUUAUAAGGGAUACCCUGCUUGUGUCGAUUUGUUUUUAAGAUGGGGCGCAGAUGUGCAUGCUACGGAUGAGACGGGAUUCACAGCAUUACAUUGGGCGCUCGUAAAGGGCUCUCAAGGAUGUAUACAAAAACUGGUUGAAUAUGGAGCCGACCGAUUUGCAGAGACAUCUACAGGGAAAACGCCCGCUAUUACUGCGGAAGAGAUGAAAACCGAAAGAAUGUGGCAUAGAGCACUAUUCGAGUGUGGCUACACAGAGGAGGGUCUACCGAGGACGCUCGAUUUCCCUUUGAGCUCUUGGUUCCUGAAAGACAAAAGAGCUUUCAUGACGAAGUUUUUCUUCUUCUUUCCAUUCCUGAUUCUUUGGGUUAUGGUGAUGAUAUCCAGCCAUAUGGUAGUGUACGCCGGGAUACCCAUCGCUUUAUUCGCUGGAUAUACAUUGCAAUGGGUUGCUCAACAGGUGAUUGAGCAUGCGCCUUCUGAUAUGAGACAUAUGCACAAAACUCCCUGGCUCGCAGGUAUAUUUGCGGGUACACUGUUUUGGGUCGGACUACGGUGGUUAACAACCAUACUUCCAGUAACGUAUUCAACGUUUCCAAUAAGCAAUCUUGCGUUUGCGGUAUUUUACGGUCUCUGUGCCUAUUUCUACUUCUGCACCAUGAUUCACGAACCCGGAUAUGUGCCUAAACUUGGAGGCCUUGGCCCACAGAAGGCCGUGAUCGAUGAUCUUCUGGGUUUGUGGAAGUUUGACGAACAAAACUUCUGCACUCAGUGUAUGGUUCGUAUGCCACUAAGGAGCAAGCAUUGCAAGAGGUGUAACCGUUGUGUUGCCAAGCAUGACCAUCAUUGCCCUUGGGUCUAUAAUUGCAUUGGUAUUAAUAACCACCGACACUUCUUCCUAUACUUGGUGACCUUAGAAUUGGGCAUUGCCAUGAUUGUGAGGUUAACGCUCGAGUAUUUCAAGAUCGUGUCAGCCAAGGCAGGCAUCAGCACCGAGUGCAACAUUCUCGCUCCGGAGUUGUGUCGUGUCGUUAACUCAGACCCUUAUACACUUGUCCUUUCAAUAUGGGCAGCACUACAAAUGACCUGGGUGACAAUGUUGAUGUUCGUGCAACUAGUGCAAAUCUCCAGAGCCAUGACGACGUGGGAGAAUAUGCGGGGAGCACAUCAUGGACAUGGUCAUGGCAGCAAGGCUUCAGAAGCCAUUACCUCCGCACUUACAACGGGCACAACAACUACAUCAGGAGCUCAAAUCGGCAACAGCGGGUUAGGUCCAGAUCCGGGCUUACCCCCAACACAUGCCCCCGGCCAUCAUCAUCAUCAUAAAGCUGGCUGUUUCGCGCAAUGGAAGAAAAUCCUUGGCGUGGACACUUUUGUGGAAACAGUCCAGACUGGCAACAAACCCAACUCCCGCCGUAACCGAAAUGCCUUCUCUAAUGGCUGCAUCGGGAAUUGCAAGGACUUCUGGUGCGAUCCGGCACCCGUGUUUGGAAGGAGAGAAAACGGGUCUGCGAUAUUGGGUGGGCAACCCAUCGAUUAUACGGCUAUAUAUGAGACGCCACGACUUAUGACGAUGAGAUCGAGGGGUGGGGCAGCUUAUGAGAGUUUAGGGACAGAUGACUCUGUAUGA
This is a messenger RNA of Venustampulla echinocandica, 2223 nucleotides long. Its product is annotated as Palmitoyltransferase. NCBI's taxonomy places the organism in Eukaryota, Fungi, Ascomycota, Leotiomycetes, Helotiales, Pleuroascaceae. The transcript is spliced from 6 exons. Gene Ontology annotation, biological process: protein palmitoylation. The record is from RefSeq and is a predicted model, not a curated record. Gene Ontology annotation, molecular function: palmitoyltransferase activity; protein binding. The coding region runs from base 1 to 2223 and encodes 740 amino acids. Gene Ontology annotation, cellular component: Golgi membrane.